Guillardia theta CCMP2712 is the source of this 2269-nucleotide messenger RNA. RefSeq lists its product as hypothetical. The coding region runs from base 26 to 2182 and encodes 718 amino acids. Lineage: Eukaryota; Cryptophyceae; Pyrenomonadales; Geminigeraceae. Gene Ontology annotation, molecular function: glycerone-phosphate O-acyltransferase activity; glycerol-3-phosphate O-acyltransferase activity. The record is from RefSeq and is a predicted model, not a curated record. Gene Ontology annotation, cellular component: endoplasmic reticulum membrane. The transcript has 9 exons. Gene Ontology annotation, biological process: phospholipid biosynthetic process.
UCUAGAUGAAAUUUGAGUCGCCAACAUGAACGAGAUGGAGCAAGAGACGCAGGAACCAGGGCGAAGGAGAUCUGGAGGGAGAGCGCGAGUGAUGGAGGUUCCGAUGCAGCUGUGGCGCAAGUACAGUGUGCUUCUGCUGUGGUUGGCGGUGGGGCUCGACCUGAUCGUCUCCAAGUUGGGGUUCUGCUACCUCGGUCAGAGCAUCAGCAUCCUCUUCGUCGUCCUCUACCUCAUCGACAACGUCAGUCUUCGUAGAGCCGUGUGCUCGUUCUGGUUCGGCAUGAUGGACUUGUACUUCCGUGAGAUCUCCGUGGGAGGGGAGCAGAAGAUUCUUCCCAUCCAGGACGGACGCGCCGUCAUCUUCGCGUGUGCCCCGCACGUCAAUCAGUUCGUCGACCCCAUCGUCGUCAUGAAGGUCGUGGCGCUCAAGACGCGGCGGCACAUCAGCUGGAUGACAGCUGCCAAGUCCUUCGCUCGCCCGGCCAUCGGCAAGUUCGCGCGAGCCCUCAAGGGCAUCCCCGUCGUGCGUCCCGAAGACAACGAGGAGCGAGGAAGCGGCUUCAUUACCACCCAGGGCUGCCAGGUCAGAGGCCACGGAGGAACACAGUUCACGAGGAGCUUCAAGAAAGGCUGCGUGCUGGUAGUGAAGCGCAAGGGGUCGAAGCUGAGCGGGAAGGUGGCGGAGGUGAUCUCAGACGAAGAGAUGGUUCUCUCCUCCCCGAUGCAAGAGACUGUCAAGACCCUCCAGCCCUCCGACAACUCCAAGGCCUUCCACCGCGCACUGUCCACACCCACGACUCUCCUCCUCCUCCUCGCAACGCUGCUCCCCCUGCUCCUCCUCCUCCCCAGGGUCUUUCCCCCUAAUUGGUGGCCGAUGGCGUACAUGCUGGCUUGCCAGCUGGCGUGUCUCAUCACGAGCUUGAUCUACAAGGUGCUGAGGGACGAGAGUAAGCCCGAAGAGCUCAUCCGAGUCGUCGCUCCUCUCAAGGGGCUUCUCAAGGUUGCCUCCUCCGGCCGUCUGAGCUCCCUCGCCAGGCAUGAGCCCAAGAAGAAGGGGCUGCAGACCUCCCUGCGAGCGGCAGGCGACGAGGCGACGCAGCAGGGAGUCUACGACUUCCUCCUGCAUGGCGGGACCAUUGGCAUCUUUCCGGAGGGAGGGACACACGACGGGACGCAGCUUCUUCCCCUCAAGUGGGGCAUCAGCACCAUGGUCCUCGGGGCCAUGGCCAAGCACACGGGCCCAGAGCCUCUCAAGAUUUCCGUGGUGCCGGUCGGGCUCAACUACUUCUCUCCGCAUCAAUUUCGCAGCACAGUGUCCGUUGACUUCGGGGACCCGAUCGAUGUGGAUCAGGCGACCGUCGACCGAUGGAGGAGCGGGAGCAAGGAGGCGAAGCAGGAGGCCAACGCCGCCGUGAUGGACCUCGUCAUGGCGGGGAUGAGCGCAGUGACCCUGCAGGCGAAGGAUGUGGAGACUCUGGAGCUCUACCGGACGAUCCGUCGGCUUUUCGUUCCUCUUGGCUCCCGUCUGUCGGUCAAGGACAACGUCGCCCUCACUCAGAGCGUCGCCGCCAGCCUCAACUUCGAGACGCGCAAGGAACCUCGCGUCCAACACUUCCUGUCUCGGUGCCGGCAGUACAGCGACAUGCUCACUCAGUACAAGGUGCAUGACUAUCAGGUGCAGCGCUUCCGGGAGCGAGCCCUCUCGGACUCCCAGCGCUUGUCCGUCAUUAUGAAGACUCUGCAUCGCCUCUCCAUGGCGCUGCUGCUCGUCGCGCUCCUCCUCCCCUGGUGGUUGUGCGUCGCCCCUGUCUCGCUCUGCAUCGCCGUCGUCUCGGACUGGCAGGCGAGGAAGGCCAACAAGAUGAGCGUCAAGGGAACCUGGAAGAUCCUCGCCGGCACCGCCGUCAUCCCCCUCACUCACUUUCUCUGCACCUGCGCCUUCUGGUUCACCUUCGGCGAGUUCGUGGGCCUCGUGUGGUUCUUCACAGCGCCGGUGGGGGGCAUGCUGGCCAUCUACGCGACAGAGGAGAGCUUCCAGCUGCUCAAGUCCCUCAACUCUCUUCUCUUCGUGCUCGCCAACAAGAACGCCGGCGAGCAGCUCUACAACCUCCGUGAAAGCCUCCGCAAGGAAGCCCUCGAGCUCAUGCCCAGCUGCAUCGGAGCUCCGGAGGGAAGGGAGUGACGGGGAGGAGUGGAGGAGGGUCAGAGUAAAGGGACUACGAGGUAGUGAAGUCCAACUGUUGGAAUGAAUGAACGUGCAGGAACGCGU